Molecule: messenger RNA, 5218 nt
Organism: Caenorhabditis angaria
Lineage: Eukaryota; Metazoa; Nematoda; Chromadorea; Rhabditida; Rhabditidae
Source: the annotation of a GenBank genome assembly
AUGGGAACUCCAAGCACAUCUCGAAAACCCGAUGCGGUUCAAGUUUGGAACGAUCUGAGCAACGGUCUGAAUUCGGCCUAUAAUCGAGAGCAUAUUUCGUCGCAGGAUUAUAUGCAACUCUAUUCGUGAGUAGUAUUUUCUAGUUUGAACUAGUUAAAAAUCUUUGUCUUCAGAAGCGUCUACAAUUAUUGUACAUCAAUUACACUUGGCGCCAAUUCGACACGUCGUCCAGAAACGCGAAAUGUGCCAACACCGGGUCGCGCCAAUCAAGAGGACACCAGUUUCAUGGGACACGAAUUGUAUCAGAAAUUGAAGAACUACGUGACGGACUAUGUGUUGAAAGUCAGAGAGCGUGGAGUUGAUCUAACUGGCGAAUCGCUGCUCAGUUUUUACACCACCGAAUGGGAGAAUUUUCGCUUUUCGUCAAGAGUGAUGAACGGGAUUUUUGCCUAUUUGAAUCGGCAUUGGAUCAAAAGAGAGUUGGAUGAGGGACAUGAGGAUAUAUACAUGAUUUAUACGGUAGGUUGGAAAAUUGGUGCUAACAUUAGGGCUGAUUCACGAAAAGCCAAAAAAUGUCGAAAAAACAUUAGUUUUUCCAGUUUUUCAGCCAAAAAUGAUGACAAAUCAAUAUUUUUCAAGCUUCUGGAGUAAUUUCUGAUUAAAAUUGACCUUGGAAUUCACUUUACAGAAGGUUUUGCUGAUAAAGUAAAAUAAAAAAAUUUAAAAUUUAGAUGAAUUUCGGGUUCUCGAAGCUUAUUUUCAUCAAAAAUUACUCCAGAAGCUUGAAAAAUAUUGAUUUGUCAUCAUUUUUGGCUGAAAAAUUCGAAAAACUAAUGUUUUUUCGACAUUUUUUGAUUUUUCGAUGUUGAAAAAAACAUUUUUCAAUUUUUCCAGCUUGCUUUGAUGAUUUGGAAAGAGCACAUGUUUGGUGGAAUGAAGGAUAAAGUGAUUGACGCGGUUUUGGAAUUGAUUAAAAAAGAGCGAAAUGGCGAUAUUAUUAGAACUGCGUAUAUUUCGGGUGUUGUUGAGUGCUUGGGUGAGUUUUGAUGGGAAAAUUGGUGAAAAUGGCGAAAAAAAUGGUGAAAUUUGGUGUAGAAUUGCAUUUUUCGGUCAAUCAAACCCUUAAAAAGCUUCAAUUUUUCCAGUCGAACUUGGAAUCGAUGAAUAUGAUGCAGCAGAAUCAGCCGGAGCCACCGCCGCUUCUGCAGCACAAAAUGGUGCUCCGCGUCGAAACGCCGACCGCGCAAAAUUGUCGGUCUACAAAACCGAAUUCGAGAAACGUUUCCUCGAAGCCACUCACGAUUUCUAUAAACUCGAAUCGGCGAAUUUCCUCCAAGAAGAGGGAAAUAUCACCGAAUACAUGUUGAAAGUCGAAAAACGACUACAAGAAGAGGACAAUCGUUGCCAAUUGUAUCUGAACUCGGCCACUUCGGCACCGCUUGCCGCUUGUUGUGAAGAAGUUCUGAUUGCGAGCCGUCUAGAAGUUUUCCAGAACGAGUUUGGCGGUCUGUUGGAGAAGAAUCGAGACGAGGAUCUGGCACGAAUGUUCAAAUUGUGUGAUCGAGUUGCGAAUGGAUUGGAUCAGUUGAGAAUUGGUUUGGAGAAGCAUAUUACCAAAGAGGGACAUGAGGCAUUGGCAAGAAUUGCUGAUGGAAAUGCGAUGGUAAGGGAUUUUGGGGUUUGGGAGCCAAAAACCCGGAUUUUCUGGGACUUUUGGGAAGAAAAGUGUGGAAAAUCAUGAUUUUCACCGUUUUUUGAGCCGGAAAUCCUUAUUUUCAGCUGAAAUUCAAGAUUUUUGGUCGAAUUCGACCUAGAAAUGUCUAAAAUUGUGAUUUUAAGCUGAAAUUCAAGAUUUUUGGUCAAAUUUGGCCUUAAAAAUUUGAAAAUUGUGAUUUUCAGCGUUUUUUGAGUCGGAAAUCCUUACUCAGAGAAAAACUUGUGAAUUGAGGCAUUUUCGAAAAAUUUGGCUCAAUUUCUGUUUUUAGCCGGGAAUCCUUAUUUUUAGCUGAAAUUCUAGAUUUUUGGUCGAAUUCGACUUAGAAGUGUUUAAAAUUGUGAUUUUCACCGUUUUUUGAGCCUGAAUUCUUUAUUUUUAGCUGAAAUUCAAGAUUUUCAGUGGAAUUCUACCUAGAAAUGUUUAAAAUCAUGGGUUUCAGCGUCUUUUGAGCCGGGAAUCCUUAUUUUUAGCUGAAAUUCAAGAUUUUCAGUCUAAUUCGACCUAGAAAUGUUUAAAAUCAUGGGUUUCAGCGUCUUUUGAGCCGGGAAUCCUUAUUUUUAGCUGAAAUUCAAGAUUUUCAGUCUAAUUCGACCUAGAAAUGUUUAAAAUUGUGAUUUUCACCGUUUUUUGAGCCGAAAAUCCUUAUUUUCAGCUGAAAUUCAAGAUUUUCAGUCGAAUUCGACCUAGAAAUGUUUGAAAUUGUGAUUUUAGGAAUUUUUUGAGCCGGAAAUCUUUGUUUUCAGCUUAAAUUCAAGAUUUUUGAUCCAAUUCGACUUAGAAAUGCUGAAAUUCAAGGUUUUCACCGUUUUUGUUAGCCGGAAAUCCUUAUUUUUAGCUGAAAUUUAAGAUUUUUGGUCGAAUUCGACUUAGAGAUGUUUAAAAUUGUGAUUUUCAGCUUUUUUGAGCCUGAAAUCUUUAUUUUCAGCUGAAAUUCAAGAUUUUUGGUCAAUUCGACUUAGAAGUGUUUGAAAUUGUGAUUUUCAGCGUUUUUUUUUCAGCAUGAAAUCUUUAUUUUUAGCUGAAAUUCAAGAUUUUUAGUCAAACUUGGCCUGAAACGUUUUUCCAGGGCUUGAAAUGCUGAAAAUCAUGGUUUUCAGCUGAAAUUCUAGAUUUUAAGUCAAAGAAAAAUUGAUAAUUUGGGAUUUUAUCAUUUUUUUGAGCUGAAAAUCAGGAAAUUUCGAUUUUAUUGAAAAAAUAUCUUGACAAUUUUUUCCCCGAAUUUUUUAUGUUUCAAAAGUUAUUGAAAUGUUUAUACGUUUUUUUCAAGACGUUCAAGCGAACAUAGCAUUUUCAAAAUAAUUAUACAGUUAAAAAAACGCAUUACUCAUGUUAGAAAGUUAUUUUUUCAGGAUCCACGUGUCUACGUCAACACUCUUCUCGAAGUUCAUCAAAGAUAUCUAAAAUUGGUUCAACAAGCAUUUGGCAAUGAUCCAGGAUUUAUGCAAGCUUUGGACAAAGCCGCCACGUCAUUCAUGAAUAAAAAUGAGGUGACGAAAAAAGCGCCGGCGUCACAACAAAAUAGCAAAUCUGCUGAAUUACUGGCCAGAUAUUGUGAUCAAUUAUUGAAGAAAUCAUCAAAAAUGCCGGAUGAAAAUGAGCUGGAAGAGUUGUUGAACAAGAUUAUGAUCAUUUUCAAAUAUAUUGAUGACAAGGAUGUGUUCUCCAAACAUUAUACCAAGUUUUUCAGCAAAAGGUGGGUGGUUUUUUAUCUGGAAAUGGUGAAAAUCGGAUUUUUCACUUGGUUGCUCAUAUUAAACUCAAAAAUUAAAAAUAGAAGUUUUUCUUGAAACAUUAACAUUACUAAUUUUCAAAAAUAACCAUGAAAAUUAGAAGAAAAUUUUAUCGAAAAGUUUCGCAUUGCUCAUAUUAGGGUAUCUGGAAAUGCUAAAAAUCGGAUUUUUCACUAAAUUUCAGGUUGAAAAUAUGAAAUUUUGCUAUUUUUCACCUAGAAAAAUUGUAGCAUUGCUCAUGUUAAUGAAUUCUCGAAAAAUUUAGUUGAAAAAAUUUUCGAAUUUUAAAAUUUUAUUGAAAAGUUUCGCAUUGCUCAUAUUAGGAUAUCUCACAGAAAAUCGAUUUUUCGAUUUUUUCUAUCAUUGCUCAUAUUAAAGCUCAUAUUAAAAUUUUCCAGACUUAUCAAUGAAAUGUCGGCAUCGGAUGAAGCUGAAGCGAAUUUUAUUCAAAAAUUGAAAAGUUCGUGCGGAUAUGAGUAUACGUCAAGAUUGUCGAAAAUGGUCAACGAUACACAAGUCAGCAAAGAUUUGGCGUCGGAAUUCAAAGAAAGUUUGAGUGGAGACAAAAAAUCGAAAAUGGGACUAGAGUUUAAUAUUUUGGUGUUGAGGUGAGUCUGAAAAUUCAGAAAUUUUCAGAUCUGAAAAAUUUUAACCCAUAUUUUUGCAGCUCCGGAUCGUGGCCCCAAUUUCCAACUGCAACUCUCAAUCUUCCAAAUCGACUUUCUUCAAGCAUCGAAUAUUUUGCCGAAUUCUACAAUGCGAAAUUCAACGGCCGUCGUUUGACUUGGGUCUAUUCACAAUCGAGAGGAGAAUUGACAACUCAUUGUUUUAGCAAAAAAUAUGUGUUCACUGUGAGUUUUUUGGGCAAUUUUUGGAGAAUUUUGAGCGUAAAAUCGAUAAAUUUCAAGAUUUUUGAACUAAAAAUUAAGUUUUUUUUAAUCAUUUUCCCUGCAAAUCAAUAUUUUUACAGUCUACAACAGCUCAAAUGGCAAUGCUUUUAUUAUUUAAUGAACAAGAUUCGUAUACAGUUGGACAAUUGAUUGAAGCGACUGCUUUGGACUCGAAAAGUGUUCCGCAAAUUGUGGCGUCGCUUAUUAAGGUAUGACCUAGUUUUGGGCCGAAAAUUGGGAUUUUUGACCGGUUUUCUAACGAGAAAAUCUGAUUUUUCAAAAAAUUUGCAUUUUCUCCCGAAAAAUCCUGGAAUUUUUACGUUUCAAGAAUAUUUGAAAAGUAUUUUUUUUUAGAAAUCGAUAGUAAUAAUAUGAAAUUUUUAUAGAACGACGUUCUCAAAUCGGACAAAGAAAUCACUGGCGAAGAAGUGAGCCCAGAUACAGUAAUCUCACUAAAUCAAGAAUACUCGAAUAAAAAAGUGCGUGUGGAUUUGUCGAAAAUGACGAUCAAACAAGACACGAAUCGCGAAAAUGAGGUGGUUCAGAAAAAUGUGGAAGAAGACCGCAAAAAUGUGAUAUCGGCGUGUAUUGUGAGAAUAAUGAAGACGAGAAAAGAAUUGAAACAUCAAGCGUUGAUGACUGAGGUGAGUUGGGGGAAAAUAUGCUUUGUAGACUUGGAAAAAUCUGAAAAUUUGAGCUAAAAUUGCACAAUUUCCACCAAAAUUAACCCUAAAUGUUGAAUUUUUCAGGUCAUCCAACAAUUGUCGAACCGUUUCAAGCCAAAAAUCGAUAUGAUCAAAAGAAGUAUUGGUUCAAUGAUUGAAAAAGAAUAUAUUGCGAGAUCAAAAGAUCAGAAUGAUUUAUACGUGUACAUUUCCUAA